Lytechinus pictus (painted urchin) is the source of this 783-nucleotide messenger RNA. RefSeq names its product AP-5 complex subunit sigma-1-like. NCBI's taxonomy places the organism in Eukaryota, Metazoa, Echinodermata, Echinoidea, Temnopleuroida, Toxopneustidae. The transcript has a single exon. The coding region runs from base 88 to 684 and encodes 198 amino acids. Gene Ontology annotation, cellular component: lysosome; cytosol; AP-type membrane coat adaptor complex. The record is from RefSeq and is a predicted model, not a curated record. Gene Ontology annotation, biological process: endosomal transport; double-strand break repair via homologous recombination.
UCAUGAACGUACCUGUGCUUGGACGUCGGAGUUAGUUUAGCGGCCAAGGUGGGACUUCUAGCGCUAAACGGUAGACGGGGGAGCAGAAUGGUUUAUGCCUUCAUUAUCCACACGCUACCACCGGACACAUGCCGGGUGUUGUUUUCUUGCACAUUUGGGUUUGAGAAUGCCAAGUUGGAUGAACGUAGCAUCGAAAACGAGGGUGCUGUCACGGAAAUGAGAACGCUUCGGAAAGAGCAAAUGGCGCUGGUGGCACGUCAGGUUCAAUCGGAAUUCUCCUUCCAGAAGGCUGUUUCGGAGCGAGUAACUUACAGUGAUGGCUUGAGCAGUGGCCAGGAUGACUUGUUGCGAGAUGCAGAGCUUGGCAUGUUCCGACUAGCGGCCGGUGAUCCAUUCAAGACAGAGAAAAUCGCUGUCUGGUUAGGGGUUGGAAAGACGGGAUUCAUCCUUGUUUGUGAGACUCAUGAGAACCGUUUACAGGUGGAGAAUCAAUUGCGUUUGUUGGUGAAGAAUUUACAGGAGCAUGUGAAGGCUGUUCGUCAACCGACCGAAGUGCUUGAGAAGGGUGAUCGUGUGAUGGAGGUUCUUCAUCAUUUCUUGCCGUCAGGACGAAUAAUAUUCAUGAACCAUGCUUUAAUCAAACAAACUGAAAAGGAGCUAGAUAUUGCAAUGAAACUGAAAUGAAGGUCUGCCAGUAUCUGCUUGUAUUGACAGAUAUCUGCUUGUAUUUGCUUUUAUAUAAUUUUCCAACUUUUUCAAAGAUAUAUUUCAAAUAUGUAUUGC